AUGGCGGCAGAGAAGAACCAGAACCCUGAUCCUAUGGGUAAUGUGGGUGACCACGCAUCCAAUUCAUCCAGUCGUGCGUCGACUUCGGAUUUUGAUAGCUUUCGAGAAACACGUUCCCAGGACGAGGACAGAGUAACUCGUUGCUCUGACGGCGAAGAGGGUGAGAAAACCGGCCACGGAGAGGAUCUGGAAAAGAAUCUUGCCGGCCUCAUCCAGACACCUACCAACCAGACUGGUAGAAAUGUCAAUGGCCUCGACAUUGUCCGCAGCCAUGUCUCGCACCAAGACAUACAUGCCUCGGACAAUGCGUACCGCGAAGAGAACGCAGAGCAAUAUCAACGCUUCUCUCCUGCUCGGAAAAGAAUCAUCGUGGCAAUCCUGGCUUGCUGUUCGUUCUUGGCGCCAAUUUCGUCCACGUCGAUCCUUUCUGCGGUCCCAGAAGUAGCCAGGACGUUCAACACCACAGGCAGUGUCAUUAACGCAAGCAAUGCCGUGUUUAUGCUUUUCAUGGGCCUGUCCUCGACCUUUUGGGGAACAUUCAGCCAGAUCUUAGGAAGAAAACCGAUGUCCACCUCGAGCUCGUUUCUUUUCUUCAUAUUUAGCAUGGCAACAGCUCUGUCGCCGAACUUGCCUGCCUAUUUCAUCUUUCGGGCCCUGACCGCAUUUCAGGGAACCUCAUUCCUUGUUGUGGGCAGUGCUUCCAUCAGUGACAUUUACACGCCGACAGAGAGAGCCACUGCUCUUGCGUGGUUUCUCUCCGGGACAUUGAUCGGUCCAGCCCUUGGGCCCUUUAUAGGCGGAGUAAUUGUAACCUACCGGUCGUGGCGGGUAAUAUUUUGGCUUCAAACCGCGCUCGGCGGGUUUGCAUUCAUUCUCGUCGUUCUUCUCGUUCCAGAGACCAUUCCACACAAAACCAUUACUGACCUCGCCGAUCUAUCUCCUAUGGAUAAGACGCGUGCAAUUUGGAAGCGGAUGAACCCGCUUCGAGUCGUCAUGCUUCUGUUCCAAUAUCCCAAUCUCUUCUUUGCCGGAAUGGCUUCUGCAGCGCUAGUCUGGAACCAGUACUCUCUACUCACGCCGAUUACAUACGUUCUCAACCCACGCUUCCACCUCACUUCGCCCAUAGAGUCGGGUCUUUUCUACCUGGCCCCUGGAAGUGGCUAUCUCGUUGGCACGCUCUUCGGAGGCCGCUGGGCCGACUACGUUGUCCGCAAAUGGAUCCGCAAGCGCAAUGGCGUCCGCGUGCCUGAGGAUCGCCUCAAGUCUUGUCUCUUGUUCUUGGGAGCAGCCAUUCCAGGCUGCGUGCUCAUCUACGGAUGGACGGUUGACCAGGGGGUUGGCGGCAUUCCCGUGCCCGUGAUUAUGUUGUUUCUGCAGGGUGUGGCGCAGCUCUUCUGUUUCCCCAGUCUCAAUACCUACUGUCUCGAUGUCAUGCAGUCAAAGGGUAAAAGCGCCGAGGUUGUCGCAGGGAACUAUAUGUUUCGGUACGCAUUCGGAGCGCUAGGAACCGGAGUGGUAUUGCCGGCGGUUGAGGCUAUGGGAGUUGGCUGGUUCAGUACCAUAUCUGCGCUGUUUCUUGCGACGUCUGGAGCCCUGAUCUGGCUCACUACGGUAGCUGGGUCGACUUGGAGGCAGAAGGCGGAUGAGAAGCACAAGCACAGCGUUUGA
Molecule: messenger RNA, 1668 nt
Organism: Talaromyces atroroseus
Lineage: Eukaryota; Fungi; Ascomycota; Eurotiomycetes; Eurotiales; Trichocomaceae
Exons: 3
Coding region: 1-1668 (555 amino acids)
Biological process (GO): transmembrane transport
Molecular function (GO): transmembrane transporter activity
Source: RefSeq, a predicted model, not a curated record